Messenger RNA from Sesamum indicum (sesame), 431 nucleotides. The record is from RefSeq and is a predicted model, not a curated record. Lineage: Eukaryota; Viridiplantae; Streptophyta; Magnoliopsida; Lamiales; Pedaliaceae.
UUAAGAAGAAGAGAUGAAGAAACGCCAAGUGGUUCUGAAGAGAGACGAUCAGUUUUCUAGCAACUUUGCCAAUUCUUCAUUUGCUGUGAGAAGAGUGAGGUAUGGGGAGUGCCAAAAGAAUCACGCGGCCAAUGUGGGAGGAUACGCCGUAGACGGGUGCAGGGAAUUCAUGCCUUGUGGGGAGGAGGGGAGCAACGGGGCCCUCACCUGCGCCGCCUGUGGUUGCCACCAGAACUUCCACCGCAGGGAGGAGGAGGCGGAGGUGGUCUGCGACGGCUCUUCCCCUACUACAUAAGAGUGUAAGUAUAUUAUGUUGGAGGGGCACGUGUGGUUCCGAGUGUUGAGUGUGUGUUGUGUGUGCAAGUUUGGUGAAGGGAAUAUUGUGAUGGGAAAAUCAGGUCUUCUCAAUUAAUGGUUUUGUUUCUAAUUUA